Hyla sarda is the source of this 1952-nucleotide messenger RNA. RefSeq lists its product as uncharacterized. Lineage: Eukaryota; Metazoa; Chordata; Amphibia; Anura; Hylidae. The record is from RefSeq and is a predicted model, not a curated record. The transcript is spliced from 2 exons. The coding region runs from base 82 to 1410 and encodes 442 amino acids.
CAAGCACAAAAUUCCUCCUUGUCUGAGAACCACAUCCAAAAAAUUGUCGACCAGUCAGUAGCUAGGUCAGUCCAGUCAGCCAUGAAUAGCGCUAUGGUCACUAUGCAUGAGUCCAUGUCUAACUCUAUGGCUAUGACAGUAGCUCAAAUGGUCGCUCAAAAGUCCCACCAGUCUGCCAGUAAGAGACUCUCAAAAAAGAGACAUUUGAAUACGGACGACCUUCCUCAUGAUAAAAGUAAAAAACCCUUUUCUAAUUUUGAAGGUCAGUCUUAUGAUGAUAUUUUGCUUGCUCAUAGCAGCCAUGAUAAUGAUGCUUAUUCAAUGCAUCCCAGACCCUCGACCCGAGAGGAGCAAAUAGAUAUUCGGGUUAAGAAAACCUCUCAACAACAAAAAAUAUAUAAUGAGGUAUCAGAAUAUGAUAACAAUGACAAUGAUAAUGGAGACGGUGAUGACUAUUAUGAUGAUGAUGAUGAUAAAUCCGAUAAUUCGGAAUAUAAUGACCCCUCUUUUAAUAUACAAAAUACUGAGGGUGAAAAAAUAGAUAUUAAUGACCCUUCUACUUCGGGAUCAGACAUUCUUGACGAACUAGGUGUCCCUUUCUUUAACCCCUCUCAAAUAGUACACCCACGUUCAGGGGAGUGGUCACCUAAUACCCAAUUAGAACAAUUUAUUGGUUUUUGGCUCAAUAAAUCCCUAGACAACAGGGCCAGAAGUAAACUAAAAGCUGAAUGCCCCAGACCGACAAUUUCUCGAAAUGCGACCCAAACCCCAGAACUCCACCCUAUAUUAGUAAGAUAUCUUCUUAAAACAGGCAAAAACCCCAAGAAAGGUGUCGACCGCAGCUUCAAGCUGUGUCAGGACAAAGUGUUAGACCUCUUAGGUCCUGUUGCAAAAAUUUUACAAAUCUCAGAAGAAGCUUAUGUCUCAGGCAAACCCAUGGAUACCCUCACUGUCAGGGGUUGGGCACAAAGACUUAUGUGCCUUUUAGGUAAUGCCAACCAGUCCCUCAGUUCGGAAAGAAGGAGGACUGUUUUAAUGAAAUUAGAUCCUCAAUUAGCCCAUUUGGCCAACACUGAACCCGCUAAUCCUACCGAGGGACUCCUCUUUGGAGACCAAAAUAUAAAAGAAAUCUCAAAAUAUGUAGGUUUAUUUUCGGGUCUAGAUAAGGCACAAUCCUCCAUAAAGAAGGUGUACGCCAAUAAGGUUUUCACUCGGGCCGGGAAAAAUAGGUGUUGUUUCUCCGGCCGAAACACCGAUUAUAGACCCCAAUCUAGAGGAUCCUUCAUACAAGAAAGACCUACUUUCACAUCACCAGUGGCUCAACCCAGCCCCUUCUUCCCUUACCGAGGCCGUCCUUGGAGAGCCAGAGGCCAAAGAGGUUUCCCACGCUCUAGACCAGCAGCAUAUUGAUCAGCCAGGAAUUUGGUCCAAUCUGAUAUAUUUUCCCCUUUAUUGGGUCUUCGUUUCGUUCUUCUAUCAAGUUUUUCUUCUGAUGCAUCGCUAACUGAAGCCAACCUACAAAGAUCUUCGACAGACUUCCAGAUACAGAUUUUACCUGGACUUCCUUUCUCAUUUAUUCAGCAUGAUCAGACUACAAGUUUUCAGUUUUACAUGACUUUUAUUGUAAAGAAAGAGGAAGUUCAUCUGUUGUAAGGCACCUUUAUUACCUGGGGUGUCACCUGAUUGGCUAUACCUGCACAGCACCCUUGGAUGUAUCUGUGCACAUACAAGUUUUUUGUUUCCUGAAUGUUUUUUCUGUUAACUGUUUCACUGCUAUAUGUUACAGUAAAGAAGGAAUUUGCAUAAUGCGAAGGCCUCCUGUCUUUCAUAAAAUCUAUAUUUUCCGUCACCUAGGGUAGGAAAAUCUUCAAUUAUUUAUAGACUAUUUAUACAUUAGGAGGGUGCACAGUAUGAUUAAUUCACAACAGCCCUAGCUGCUUUGUACUAUUUAA